GGGCGGUGGGCGCACCAGCUCAGGGACUGCCACCGCCGGGCCGCCCGCCCUAUGAGCGCGAUGCAGCGCCGCGCCGCCCGGGGGCCCGGCCCACCGCCUCCCCCGGCCUGGGUCCGGUCUCUACAGCUGCUGCUGCUCGUGCUGGCUGCCCGUGGGGGCUGCGCCGCGCCAGCACCCCGCGCAGAGGACCUCAGCCUGGGAGUGGAGUGGCUGAGCAGGUUCGGCUACCUGCCCCCACCGGAUCCCGCCACGGGACAGCUGCAGACACAAGAGGAGCUGGCCAAGGCCAUUGCUGCCAUGCAGCGAUUUGGAGGCCUGGAGGCCACUGGCGUCCUAGAUGAGGCCACCCUGGCGCUGAUGAAAACCCCACGCUGUUCCCUCCCUGACCUCCCAGCUUCGGCCUCAGCUCGAAGGAGGCGCCAGGCUCCAGCCCCUACCAAGUGGAACAAGAGGAACCUGUCCUGGAGGGUCCGCACAUUCCCUCGGGACUCGCCCCUGGGCCGCGACACUGUGCGUGCGCUCAUGCACUACGCCCUCAAAGUCUGGAGUGACAUCACGCCCCUGAACUUCCACGAGGUGGCUGGCAGCGCCGCUGACAUCCAGAUUGACUUCUCCACUGCUGACCACAAUGACCGCUACCCCUUCGACGGCCCCGGUGGCACAGUGGCCCACGCCUUCUUCCCAGGCGACCACCACACUGCAGGGGACACCCACUUCGAUGAUGAUGAGGCCUGGACCUUCCGCUCCUCAGAUGCCCACGGCAUGGACCUGUUCGCAGUGGCUGUGCACGAGUUUGGCCAUGCCAUCGGCCUGAGCCACGUGGCGGCCACACGCUCCAUCAUGCAGCCUUACUACCAGGGCCCGGUGGGUGACCCCCUGCGCUACGGGCUCCCCUACGAGGACCGAGUGCGCGUCUGGCAGCUGUACGGCGUGCGGGAGUCUGUGUCCCCCACAGCACAGCCAGACACCCCAGAGCCCGAGGAGCCUCCCCCACUGCCAGAGCCCCCUGACAAUCGGUCCAGCUCCCCGCCCAGGAAGGACGUGCCCCACAGGUGCAGCACCGACUUUGAUGCCGUGGCCCAGAUCCGAGGCGAGGCCUUCUUCUUCAAAGGCAAGUACUUCUGGCGGCUGACCCGGGACCGGCACCUGGUGUCGCUGCAGCCAGCGCAGAUGCACCGCUUCUGGCGGGGCCUGCCGCUGCACCUGGACAGCGUGGAUGCUGUGUACGAGCGCACCAGUGACCACAAGAUCAUCUUCUUCAAAGGAGACAGAUACUGGGUGUUUAAGGACAAUAACGUAGAGGAAGGAUACCCGCGGCCUGUCUCGGACUUCGGCCUCCCGCCGGGCGGCGUCGAUGCCGCCUUCUCCUGGGCCCACAAUGACAAGACUUAUUUCUUUAAGGAUCAGCUGUACUGGCGCUACGAUGAGCACACGCGGCGCAUGGACCCCGGCCACCCCGCCCAGAGCCCCCCGUGGAGGGGCGUCCCCAGCACCCUCGACGACGCCAUGCGCUGGUCUGACGGUGCCGCCUACUUCUUCCGUGGCAAGGAGUACUGGAAGGUGCUGGACAGCGAGCUGGAGGUGGCGCCCGGGUACCCGCAGUCCACGGCCCGGGACUGGCUGGUCUGCAGAGACCUGCCAGCCGACUCUGAGAGCUUGGACGGAGAGGCUGGGACCCACGCGCGGCCAGGACAGCACGAGCAGAGCCGCGCGGAGGACGGCUACGAGGUUUGCUCCUGCACCUCCCUCGCUGCCCCUUCCCCGCGGGCUCCAAGCCCACCGAUGGCCACGCUGCUGCCUCUGCUGAGCUUCCUGUGGACAGUGGCCCUGGCGCUAUGACACUCGAUGCUGGCCUGAGUGGGACACACAGGGCACAGCCCCGAACCACGAAGUGCAAGGACUAGGCCCCUCCAGCACCUGGGGCAACCAGACCCCACCUCGAAGAUGAGGGCCAGCGGCCACAAGCUUCUGGGCGGAGGCCACCGGGUGCAGCCUCCCCAACUCGGCAGAGGCCAGAAGAGGGCGCUGCUCCCCGCGGAGGCGGGGGAGGGGGGAGAGCCUGGAGGUGACCUGACUGCCCGCUGUGAGCUGGGGAGACUGCGGGAGACUGCGUCUGGCCGGGGUGGGGGGGGGCCGGGAGCUGUCCUUUCCGAGAGCGCGAGUGCUGGAUCUCGGAACUUCCCCGGGGAGCCAGGGGUAGGCGGGGCUGGGGGCCGUAACAUUGGGCCUGCUUCCCCCAAGCCCCGCAGUCUCUGGAAAGAACAGCCGGGGAGGCUAAUGGGCACCUCCACCCCAUCACGUGUCCACACUGCCUCUUGGGUGCCUCCUCCCACUCAGGAGGCUUCCUUUCCUGGUCUCAGUGGGCCUGCUGGUUUGCCUUGAACAGGGCCCCCAACACACAGACGAGCCCCCCAGGGUGGGGCCAAGGUGGUCUUUCCUUGUGACAGCUUUCAAACACGACUCUCCCCACUUAUGUCUCAGGCUUGCCUCCCUGAGGUUCCCUGGUGGCGCUGAAUGUGGGCGUCCUCCCGGGCCUGGAGGGACUCUACAGCCUUGACCCCAGACCACCUGCACUCUGGGGAGGAUUCCAGGGAGGCCUUGCAAGUGGUCACCAGCACUCUCCUGUCCAGCCCUCUUUGACUCCCCUGUGCCCCUCUCCCCAACAUUACACCCAUUUCACAGAUGGGUAAGCUGAGGUCCAGCUCAGGGAAAUGAGCCUCCUGCCCGCAGGCGGCAGUUGGGCAGGGUCAGGUCUCAGAACCCAAGGUUCUGGCACAUUCCCCCAGUCUCCCCACCACCCCAUGGAUAGGGUGCCUCCCUGCACGUGCAGGUGCUGCUCCCAGAGCAAGGGACGUGCAGAACGAGACAAGCUCCAGUUCUAGGGCGAGGCACCUGGGACGCCAGGCGUGUGCCCCCGCGUGCUGCCCAACAGGAAAUGCAGGGAGGUGGCCUGGCCAGCCAAUCCAGGGACGCUGCCCCCUCCUGGCUCCUUCUGCUCCUGGCAUAAGUCCAGUCCAGGAUGGCAGGCGCUGCUCUCCCACCCAGAGAGAUGGAGAGUGGGAGCUGUACCCUCUUUCCUCAGGAGGGCGGCCUUUCCCAGAGCCCUGGCUGCCUGCCUGCUCACACAGGCAGCGAGUGAGGUAUCAGCACUUCUCCUUGGAGAGCGUGGAGAUGGGGCUGGAGGAGCCAUAGAUCCCUCCCCCAGGGGGUAGGGCCGCAUAGGUCGAGAACUCCUGGUCUGGAGGAAUCAGCACACACACGCACCCCUGAGGCUGGAGAGAGGCUCACACUUGCAACAAAAAGGGGGUUCAGUUAGGAAGAGGAUAGUAGGUGGGGUGAGCGAUGGGACACAACAGGGUGUGAAGAGCACUUGGGAGAGUUCUCCAGGUGGGGUACCCAGCCAGCCACAUCAUCAGCCCCAUAUGGAGUUGAUAGAAAUGCAGAUUCUCGGGCCUGCCCCUACCCUGCUGAUCAGAAGCCUAGAGGUGUAACCCCCCAUUCUAUAAGUGUAUGAACUGCUGCCUUGGGCGUUGGGGAGUGGUGGGCCUCCAGAAAGGCAGCCCCAGCAGGGGAAUGCAGCAGAAACAGGAGGAAGAGAGGGGAGAGGCCGGCGGGGAGGGGAAGGGGAAGGGCAGGUGCACACGACCUGGGGUGCCAUGGGCCUGCUUCAGCAGCAGAUCCUGCAUCCUGCAUUUCCCUUCAGCCAGAGAAUGUUCAGGAGGAGAGUGGGAGGUGCCCUGGAGGGCAGAUGCAGCUCAUGCACUGGGCCCGUAGGUUGCAAUAUCAUCAGGAUCCACUCCCUACACGAAGAGAAGUUAUCGACCCCUCCACCCCCAAACCCGCUCUAGGGCAGACAGACGUUCCCACUUUCAGAAGAGGGCACCGCUCCACACUCCCAUCCCUACCUGACCGCCAGGUAACAGGAGGUUUUGUCAACCCCCGGGAUGCCAAGAUGCCAUGGUCCUGCAGGCAGUUUCCAGGCCAGGCCCCACGCUCACUGAGCCAAGCCAGGCCACAUCCUACGUCCAUCUGUCCGCCAUCUGGUCCCUGGACCUGGAAGGGGUCUCUGCUGUCAGACCAGACCAGAGAGACUAAAGUUCAUCCUGAGGGAACAGGCUGCCCCUGCGUGGUCUCACUUUGUUCUCCAGCAGCCUGCAAGGCUGUGCAGGGAAGAAGGGCCAUCCUAGAUUCUUGCAUAGUUGGGGAAACAGCCCAGAGAGAAUCCCUAGGUCUCCCAGGCACACAGCACAUGGGGCAGAGCUGGCCGUGGACCAGGUCUGUAAGAAGCCAGGCUCUCAUGGUGAGUGGUAGUCUUACUGUUGUGUUAAAGUCAAACACUACUUUAUAAAACUUCCCCACUAGGAGUUCCCUGGUGGCUCAGUAAAUUAAGGAUCCAGCAUUGUCAUAGCUGUGGAGAGGGUCAGGGAACUUCUGCAUGCUGCAGGCGUGGCCAAAAAAUAAAAAUAAAAACAAAAAAAAAAUCCACUAAACAGUAGACAAGGAAGAGCUCAGGCACCAAAUAAACCCAUGGAAAUACU
Messenger RNA from Phacochoerus africanus (Common warthog), 4538 nucleotides. RefSeq names its product matrix metallopeptidase 17 (gene MMP17). The record is from RefSeq and is a predicted model, not a curated record. NCBI's taxonomy places the organism in Eukaryota, Metazoa, Chordata, Mammalia, Artiodactyla, Suidae. Gene Ontology annotation, molecular function: metalloendopeptidase activity; zinc ion binding. The coding region runs from base 52 to 1839 and encodes 595 amino acids. Gene Ontology annotation, biological process: proteolysis; extracellular matrix organization; collagen catabolic process. Gene Ontology annotation, cellular component: extracellular matrix. The transcript has 10 exons.